AUUACGUUAGAGGCUUUCUUAAUAUUAUAAUUUUCGUUAUGUGUUAAUAUUUCAAUAAGCAUAUAAAAUGUUUGCUACAAUUAGAAGAAAACUAAAAUGGGGUACUAGCAAGAGUACGGAAAGUAAUAAAAAUGAAAAUUCUCUUUUACUUGUGGCCUUUAUUGGAUUAUUUGAAGAUGUAUUAUUUUGGAAUAAAAUGUGGCUGUCCCUUAUGUUUAUAGCGUUUUUGAAUUUAUUUUUCUUUUUUUGCGUCCAUCAAGAAAUUAAUUUCUUCCAAUUCCUUUUGAAACUUAAAAUUGUUAUAUUGUGUAUUGAUGCUCUUGAAACAUGGCUAAAACAUAAACAUAGAACAACUUGUUUAAAAAAAUUAGCUAGCCGUGAUAUUACAAAGUUCAAAUCAACCACAGCGCAAUUAAGUAAUUGGAUGAAUAAAAGAUGGCUGGAUUAUAUGUUCUUGCGAGAACAAAACCAUACCAAGGCAUUUUUAUUGCUGCAGAUUAUUUUUGGAGUUGUCUUUUUUGUGUGCAAGCAUACAAGUGGAUACACAAUAAUGUAUAUUUUGACAAUGUUCAUAUGCUUCUCAAAAAAAUUACUACCACCUUUUGUUAGGCUUGUAAGGAGAAUACAACUAAAUGCAGAAUUGGAUCUGGAGUUAGAGGGACUAAUACCAGAAGAAUCUGAUGCAAAUAUGGAUUUAUUGUCUAUAGAGCAAGAUCAAAAUCAAAUAAUUGAUGAAAAACAAAGUUUAGAUUAUUGGAAGCCAGAAGAUUUGCCAAUUGAAGAAGCUAGUGAUAGUUCUGAAACUAGUAGUUCCCUUGUAACCAAUCUAUCAAUGGAAAAAAUGCAAACAUUUGAAAAAGAAAUUGAGACUUCAGAUUCUAGUGAAGAUGAAUACAUGCCACAAGUUAAACAACCAUUGAAGGAGGAAUAUCGAUCCACUGCAGUGGUUGUACCGGCAAACACAUGGAGUAAUGCUGCAUACAAUGCAUUACAAAAUAUAGGUGGAGCAGUUGUUAAUAUGAUUUAUACAUCACAGGAUGAUAGAAGAAGGAAGAGAGUUUCUAGUAUUGAUUCAUCUGAUGGUUUUGAAAUGAUAGAUAAAAAUGAUGUUUUAUAAAAUUAAUCAAUACAUGUUUCAUUUGAUUUCAAUUAAUUUUUAUUUUAAAUA
Messenger RNA from Papilio polytes (common Mormon), 1168 nucleotides. RefSeq lists its product as uncharacterized. The record is from RefSeq and is a predicted model, not a curated record. The transcript is spliced from 6 exons. The coding region runs from base 68 to 1117 and encodes 349 amino acids. Lineage: Eukaryota; Metazoa; Arthropoda; Insecta; Lepidoptera; Papilionidae.